This is a messenger RNA of Neohortaea acidophila, 3266 nucleotides long. RefSeq names its product muts domain V-domain-containing protein. Lineage: Eukaryota; Fungi; Ascomycota; Dothideomycetes; Mycosphaerellales; Teratosphaeriaceae. Bases 151 to 3135 code for a protein of 994 amino acids. Gene Ontology annotation, cellular component: nucleus. Gene Ontology annotation, biological process: mismatch repair. The transcript has a single exon. Gene Ontology annotation, molecular function: ATP binding; mismatched DNA binding; ATP-dependent DNA damage sensor activity. The record is from RefSeq and is a predicted model, not a curated record.
AACGGUAUUACUACCUACGCUUCUCUUGCAAUGGACUUCGUAUUUCCUGAUAAUCCCGACAAAAGCGACAAAACGACAUUUGGCACAGAACAUCCAUGAUUUCGACAAUCAAGUUCCUUGACACUCGGUCACACCUUCCCGAGCGCUCUCAUGAGCCUCAGGAGCGUAUGCAGACCGGCGACAUGUAGGAAUAUUGUAACAGUACUAUUUCGACCAUCAUGGCAACUUCGUGCGAUAUCCGCCUUCGGCCCAACGAUCCUCACGCGAGGCGCCAAGAGAAAGACGGUGGUCAAGCUCAAGGAUCUCCCUCAAGGGGGCCUGCCUCCUCUUUCAGAGAAUCCAAAGGAUGGGGCCAGCAAUGAGCCAGCCAACGACGUGCAAACCAGACGCUUACCCCCGGCCUUCCAACAACACUACAACAAUAUGCGCAAAUACCCAGAUUGCGUCUUGUUGACCCGCAUCGGCGACUUCUACGAACUCUACUUCGAGCAUGUCCCAAAGUAUGCUCCGCUGCUUGGACUGAAGCCAUCCGCAAAGGGAAACAAAGACAAUCCUAUUCCGAUGGCCGGAUUCAAGAUCGAACAGCUCGACAAGUACACCCGGAUUCUGGUCCAAGACCACAAUCUCAAAGUGGCAAUCGCCGACCAAGUCAAAGUCUCUGCUGAAGACGAGCCGCUUCGGUAUGAUCGGCCUGUGAAGAGGAUCUUGACCAAGGGCACGCUGGUUGAUCAGGACUUCAUCGAGCCGUACGAGAACAGCUACUUACUGGGCAUUCAUAUUGAUGGCCUAGUGUCGUCCGCGUCAGCCUCUGCUUCGAGUGAAGCGCACGACAAGUACAGGCGGACGACAAAAGUGGGCGUGAGUUGGUUGGAUCUAUCGAGCGGCGACUUCUUUGUUCAAACCAGCGAUCUUGCCACGCUGCCGUCUCUCGUGGCGCGGAUUGCACCCAGGGAGAUUGUGUUUCAUUCAUCGAUGGAAUCGGCCGACCAAAUUGCGCUUCAGAAGUUAUUGGGGGAGAUCGGAUGGGUAUUUCAAUUCCACCGGCCUUCUCAGGCAGCGUCGUCCGUUGCCGAGUGGGCUUCCAUGCUUGAGAAGCCCGUCUCCGCGGAGGACAUCCCGCACUUCACUGCGCAAGAGCUAGCGGCGGGCAAUAUCGUCUUGGAUUACGUCCGAGACAAGCUGCACGAUGAAAGUGUCCAACUGCAGCCGCCUGUUCGCCGAUCGGACAACGAUUUCAUGGCCAUCGACAAGCAAAGCCUUCGUGGACUGGAGAUCAAAAGCCUGAUUCGCGAUGGCAGCUUCAAAGGAAGCCUUUUGCAUGCAAUCAGACGCACAGUCACGAGGUCUGGAGCACGGUUGUUGAAUCAGCGUAUCACUUCGCCGUCAAUGUCGCUCUCUGUCAUCAACAACCGCUUAGACCUCGUCGACGAGAUGCUUUCGCACGACGCUCUGCGUGAAGAUGUCACGGCUUUGUUGGAAAGGACAGCAGAUACCUUUCGACUCUUGCAACGAUUUUCCAUCAAUCGAGGGGACGCAGACGAUCUUCUGGCGUUGGCGAGGACCGUCGAAGUCAUGAGUCAGAUGUCUGAAAUUCUGCAUGACCACAUCUUGGCUGGUCAACGGUCGAAUGAAGACGCACCCUCCGACAAGGGGUGUUUGUGGGAUGUUCUCGAACGUCUGGACCUCGAAGGUCCGAAUAAACUGGCCAAGGCCAUUCUAACGGCCAUUGACGAAGAAGGCCUUACCCGCAAGCAUAACAAUGAGGACGCUGGCCGUGAAGAGGCUGAGGAAAUGACCGAAGAAGUGAUGGAAGCGGAUGCCGCUGGGGAGAAAGCGCCACAACUUACAAGGCGAGCCUCGAUAUCAAAGCCCCCGCUGUCCGCAGACUCCCCCGAGCUUGACUCGCAAGACAUCUGGAUCAUGCGGCGCAACGCUUCGUCCGCCCUGGGAAUCACUCACCGUCAAUUAGACGAGCUGCGUAAGGACAAGCACCAGCUGUUGCUUCAACUCCGGACACAGUUCAACACAGAUGUAUACUUUCAAUGGAGCUUGAGGUAUGGGCACACCUGUCGAAUCAAGGGCAAAGAUGUCCACAAGAUCGAUAUCUCCAGUCUGCCUGGUGUACAAAACGUGUCGUCGACGAAGACCAUCCGUACCUUCCAUUUCGCAGAACUGACCGCGCUCGGAGAUCGAAUCGACGGCGCCAAAGCCCGCAUCAGAACCGAAGAGGAACGAAUGUUUAGCAAGCUCCGCGCUCAAGUCAUCCAAAAUAUCGUCAAGCUCAGACGAAACGCUGCAGUCCUGGACGAACUCGACGUGGCCUGCUCGUCAGCCAUCGUCGCAAAAGAACGCAACCUGACCCGACCGGAAGUAGACAACACCACCUCCCACCACAUCAUAGGCGGCCGACACCCCACCGUCGACAUCGGCCUCAAAGAGCAAGGCCGCCCCUUCACCUCCAACGACUGCUUCGUAGGCGACUCCGAACGCAUCUACCUCCUCACCGGCCCCAACAUGGGCGGCAAAAGCACCUACCUCCGCCAGAACGCGCUCAUUACCAUCCUCGCGCAAACAGGCUGCUUCGUCCCCGCCGAAUAUGCACGCAUCGGCCUCGUCGACAAAAUCUUCAGCCGCGUCGGCUCGGCGGACAACCUCUACCAAGACCAGUCGACAUUCAUGGUGGAAAUGAUGGAAACAGCCGAGAUCCUCAAACGCGCCACGCCGCGCUCGUUCGUCAUCAUGGACGAAGUCGGGCGCGGCACGACGCCCGAAGACGGUCUGGCCGUUAGCUACGCCUGUCUGCACCAGAUCCACCAUGUCAACAAGUGUCGGACGCUGUUUGCCACGCACUUCCACGCUUUGGCGGAUAUGACGGUCGACUUUGACGAUUUGAGCUGCUAUUGUACGGAUCUUGCCGAGGAGCGGGAUGGCGGGUGGGCGUUUUUGCAUCGUCUGAGGCCGGGGGUUAAUCGGACUUCGCAUGCGCUAAAGGUUGCGAGGAUGGCGGGGAUGCCGGGUGAGGCUAUUGGAGUUGCGUCGGAUGUUUUGAAGGCGAGGGGGUUUGGGGAGUCUCCGCAAGGUAUGAGGAAUGUCUCGGAGGAGGUUGGAGUGGCUGCUAUGGGUGGUCGUGGGUAGUCACAGGGAAAAGUGAGCGAGACUGAUGCAUGAGAUGUUGAUGGGCAUGUAAUCUACAUUUUUUCAGCGAUUAUGCCAAGGACAUAUCCGAGACGUUGACACAUUUUGCAUCAUCACUCGUUCAAAGGGAG